This is a messenger RNA of Penicillium atrosanguineum, 2754 nucleotides long. RefSeq names its product putative C6 transcription factor (gene xlnR). The transcript has 3 exons. Gene Ontology annotation, biological process: DNA-templated transcription. Lineage: Eukaryota; Fungi; Ascomycota; Eurotiomycetes; Eurotiales; Aspergillaceae. Gene Ontology annotation, molecular function: zinc ion binding; DNA binding. The record is from RefSeq and is a predicted model, not a curated record. The coding region runs from base 1 to 2754 and encodes 917 amino acids.
AUGUCCCAGUCUCAAACGCCCGGACUGGACACACUCGCAGAAGGCUCCCAGUAUGCGCUCGAGCAGCUGCAGCUGGCUCGUCAAGCUGGGGCGUCGUCCAAUCCUCCGAUCGAUCCUGACAGCAAACCCCUCAUCGAUGCCGAGCCCUUACAAUCACAAGUUCAUCACCUAUAUACCGAACAAAAUGGCUCAUCAGAUGGUUUAAAGGGCCCUAAACAGCAACGAGACCCCCAAGCCGAAGCGCGCUCGGCCAUUCGGAAGGACUCUUCGUCCACUCCAGCAACCUUGCCCUACAUAUUUAUCUUCCUGUGUCGCUUAUAUUCUCUAGAAUUUGGACUUAGCUGCGAAUAUGCCCGGCAGCGCAAGAAACGCGGGAAGGCCUCCAAAAAGGAUCUUGCGGGAGUAACCGCUACCAGUUCCGGCAGCGACAGAGGCGUCAACGACAGUGCAUCUGGACAAAUUGAAUCGCCAAAUGGACAAAAUACGCAAGAAGUUGGUUCCUAUGAUUCGGCCUUCGAUGCUGCCCGGACACUGUCCGAUUCAGCCCAACCACAUUUACGUAACCCAGGAGUCGGCAGAAUGCAAAAUCAACAUCCAGAGCCCGUUCAUUCGCAGCAGGCCGUUGGUUCCAGCAUGGAUGGAAUGACUAUGAACUAUGGGAGCGUUCCUGACACCAACCGGCCCCCGAUGUCUGUUCCCGAUCUCCGCUCCAUGAAUAUAAUGCAGCAUUCGAAUGGCCAUCCUCGAUCUCCAUCUGCAAUGCUACAAUCUCAAGGAUUUGGGUCGGGGUAUAACGAUAACGCAUACCCUUUGAUGAACUCGCAGGAAGCAAACUCGGCUUCAAUGAACCAAUUCCGCUUGGGCGGCUCUGGAGAAAACCCAUCGGCAUCGUUCCUGGGAUUCACCCCUCCAGCCCAGUCGCCCAGCUGGCUCCCUCUUCCGUCUCCCUCUCCAGCGAAUUUCCCAUCUUUCAGCAUGGCUCCUUUCUCUAGCUCUUUACGAUACCCCGUCCUGCAACCGGUUCUUCCCCAUAUUGCGUCUAUAAUUCCCCAAUCCCUUGCUUGCGAUCUCUUGGAUGUCUACUUCACCAGCUCCUCAUCCUCGCAUAUAUCUCCCUUGUCACCAUAUGUUGUUGGAUUCGUCUUCCGCAAACAAUCAUUUCUCCAUCCAACGAAACCAAGACAAUGCAGUCCUGGUCUUUUGGCUAGCAUGCUCUGGGUAGCGGCACAGACGAGUGAGGCUGCAUUCUUAACGUCGCCUCCGUCUGCACGAGGGCGGGUAUGCCAAAAGCUACUUGAGCUCACGAUUGGGUUGCUUCGACCACUCAUACACGGCCCUGCCUCUGGAGAAGCGUCACCAAAUUACCCCGCAAACAUGGUCAUCAACGGCGUGGCCCUUGGAGGCUUUGGUGUCUCGAUGGAUCAGCUAGGCGCACAGAGUAGCGCAACUGGGGCCGUCGAUGACGUUGCGACAUACGUCCAUUUGGCGACUGUUGUCUCGGCAAGUGAAUACAAGGGAGCUAGUAUGCGCUGGUGGACUGCAGCGUGGUCACUCUCGCGAGAGCUCAAACUCGGUCGCGAAUUGCCAUCCAACACGAACCGUCAAGAUGGUGAAUUGGAGGGUGAAUCGGAGAUGGGCUUGAAUGGAAACAAGAGACAAGCGCCAUCACUUCUGAAUUCCAUGGGUUCUGGCCCUGGAAACUCGGCGGUGAAUUUGACAGAAGAGGAGCGAGAGGAGCGCCGACGCAUUUGGUGGUUACUAUAUGCGAUGGAUCGCCACUUGGCGCUCUGCUACAACCGCCCAUUAACUUUGCUGGAUAAGGAGUGCGAAAGCCUUUUGCAGCCGAUGAAUGAUGAUCUCUGGCAGACAGGCGAUUUUUCAGCUGCUGGCUACCGACGUGCUGGCCCAGCAUUCGAAUGCACCAGCCAUAGCAUGUUCGGCUAUUUCUUGCCGCUUAUGGCCAUCCUCGGAGAAAUCGUGGAUUUGCAACAUUCCCGAAAUCAUCCACGAUUUGGCCUUCAUUUCCGCAACAGCGGAGAAUGGGAGAUCCAAGCUAUGGAGAUCACCCGCCAGCUCGAUGUCUAUGCGCAAAGCCUGAAAGAGUUCGAGGCUCGCUACACUAGUUCCCUGGCACUUGGACCUGGUGACAAUGACACGGCAAUGGAUGGAGCUCACAUCAACCAUGUCAGUCCCUCUGGCCGCUCAAGUAGUACGGUUGGCUCUCACGCGAGCGAAAACAUCGUUCAUACGAAGAUGGUCGUUGCCUAUGGCACCCACAUAAUGCACGUUCUGCACAUCCUACUCGCUGGUAAAUGGGACCCGAUCAACCUACUCGAUGACAACGACCUCUGGAUUUCCUCUGAAUCAUUUAUUUUAGCAAUGGGUCAUGCUGUCAGCGCUGCCGAGGCAGCUGCCGAUAUCCUUGAUUUUGACCCAGACCUGAGUUUCAUGCCCUUCUUCUUUGGGAUCUACCUUUUGCAGGGAAGUUUCUUAUUGCUCCUGACGGCAGACAAGUUGCAAGGGGACGCAAGUCCAAGUGUUGUGAGGGCUUGUGAGACAAUCGUGCGAGCGCACGAGGUGUGUGUCGUGACUCUCAAUACCGAAUACCAGAGAACAUUCCGAAAAGUGAUGCGGUCGGCUCUUGCUCAAGUUCGUGGCCGCGUUCCCGAAGACUUCGGUGAACAACAGCAACGUAGACGCGAGGUGCUCGCUCUUUACCGUUGGAGUGGUGAUGGCAGUGGCCUAGCUCUUUGA